This is a messenger RNA of Peronospora matthiolae, 1164 nucleotides long. The record is from the annotation of a GenBank genome assembly. Lineage: Eukaryota; Oomycota; Peronosporomycetes; Peronosporales; Peronosporaceae.
AUGACCGUCAACAGUUUCAAGGCAAGACUUGUGGCCAAAGGAUUCUCACAGAAAUUUGGAGUUGACUAUGAAGAAACUUUCGCACCGGUGGCCAAGUUCACAUCGAUUCGUGUUGUGCUCAGUAUGGCCGCUAAGUACGGCCUAAUGCUGCAUCAGAUGGACGUCAAGACAGCGUUUCUUAACGGCUCCCCCAACGAAGACAUCUACAUGGACCAGCCGGACGGAUACCUGGAUGCAACACAGCCGGACUAUGUGUGCAAGCUAAAGAGAUCACUCUACGGCUUGAAGCAAUCGCCUCGCAUGUGGAACCAAACAAUCGAUGGGUUCAUGAUCAAGAUGGGAUUCAAGAAGUGCGAAUCGGACCACUGCAUCUACAUCAAGCGAGACGACCAAGACAUGAUUCUCGUGGUGCUCUACGUCGAUGAUCUCAUCCUGGCCAGCAGCAACAACGAACUCCUCAAGUCAACCAAGAUGGCGCUGAGCAAACGCUUCGAAAUGACGGAUCUCGGUGAGCUCGAUUACUUUCUCGGCAUGGAGAUCAAGAACGACCGUAAGACGGGAAUGGUGACUGUACAACAAACCAAGUUUCUCAAGUCCGUGUUAACCAAGUUCGGAAUGGAUAACAGCAAGCCAGUGAAGACGCCUCAAGAUCCCGGCCUGAAGCUAACCAAGAACAUGUGUGAACAAGAAUGCAAGCACGAAGACACCAUGUGCAACGUGCCAUAUCGAAGUGCUGUCGGAGGCAUCAUGUAUCUCAUGGUCGCCACACGUCCGGAUCUAGCUGCUGCAGUGGGAUCAUUAUCCCAGUUCUCGUCCGACCCAUGCCCGACUCACUGGCAAGCUUUGAAGCGUGUGCUGAGAUACCUGCAAGCAACGCCCAAUCAUGGUCUUGAGUUUACACGUGAAGAAGGAAGCCGUAUCUGCGGGUACACCGACGCAGACUGGGCCGGCGACAUUGAGUCAAGACGAAGUAUAAGCGACUAUGUGUUCAUGAUGAGCGGAGGAUGCAUCAGCUGGAAAAGCCAGAAACAACGGACGGUCGCGCUAUCUUCAACAGAAGCAGAAUACAUGGUGUUGCAUUGUAGAUCGGAGCGAGGAAAGCGGAGCGAACGGAGCGGAGAGACCGAAGAGAGUAGAGCAGAAAACACUUGCCCAAUAGUUUGA